Molecule: messenger RNA, 672 nt
Organism: Emiliania huxleyi CCMP1516
Lineage: Eukaryota; Haptophyta; Isochrysidales; Noelaerhabdaceae
Exons: 5
Coding region: 1-672 (223 amino acids)
Cellular component (GO): membrane
Source: RefSeq, a predicted model, not a curated record
AUGCUCGGCUGCGCCCUCGAGAGCCGCGAGGCGGUUUUUGCGGCGCUCAGCUUCUCCGCCGCUUCCGGCUCGCUGCUCAUCAUCAACAAGCUGUGCAUCCACGCGAUUCCGGCUCCGUCCUUCAUCGCGACGAUACAGUUCGCCGUCUGCACCCUCUUCUGCCUCUUCCUCCGCACCAGCGGCCUCGCCGCCGUCGAUGGGUUUGAGAGGGAGAAGGUGCGGCCGUACCUCGCAUACACGGGCAUGUUUGUGUGCACCAUCUACUGCAACAUGAAGGCGCUGCAGAACAGCAACGUCGAGACGCUCAUCGUCUUCCGCGCCUGCUGCCCCAUCGUCGUCUCGCUCCUCGACUACCUCUUCCUCGGCCGCGAGCUGCCGUCUGCGCGCUCCUUCGCCUCGCUGCUGCUGCUUGUGCGCUCCCUCCGAGCGGCAGGCGCCUUAAGGCUCUGGGUCGGCGCGUACUUUUGCAUCCUCUCGGUGCUCGGCGUCGCCAACAAGAUGGUCACUGUGCUCGCCAACUUGCUCAUCUGGGACAAGCACGCCUCGCCCGCGCCGCCGCGCGAGGCGGCAGGGUACGCGCGGCUGCCGACCACGGUGGCGAGGAGCCCCUCGCCGAGCGAGGCAAAGGGGCCAUCCCGCGUGAGGCGGGCCUUCCCGGGCGAGGUCAAGUGA